GGCGGCUCAAGCAUCUUCCCCGCAAACGUGCUGAUCCCUUCUCCGACAUCAGGCGCAGCUCUUCGAGCCAAGCAUUCGGUCGACUGUUAGUGAAUCGCAAACGCGCUCGCUUCCCUCUUCUACCAUACGAUUGUCAAGAUCAACAAGCAAGCUUGCCUCACCGCUCAUUGGAGUCCUUCACAAGCUAGCUAGCACGCGAUGGCCGCUGAAGUUCCAGCCUGGGAGGGCUACACCCUAUACAUCGCCCCAGAAAGCUACCUCUUCGAUCCCAUCACUGCGAAGGAUGCAGGGGAAAAGAAGCAGGUGCUCAAGAUCGAGAGGGAUGAAGAGGGCAGCAUCACUUUGCUUGAUUCGAUGCCCACGCUGACGCUGCGCGAAAAAGAGCUCAAGGUGUACGGUAUCCUUGGUCAGAUCACGCUGCACACAGCUCCAUAUCUCGUGCUGGUGACGGCUCGCAAACAAGUCGGCACUUUGAGCGGUCAUGCUCUCUACCAAGCCACCGACUUUCGCAUCUGCCCCGUACCCAGGGACUCGAAGCCCAGCGUCAUGGAGCACCCUAUAGAGCGCACGCUGCUGGAAUUGCUCAAGACUCAUCUCUACUCUGCUCCAUUCUACUUUAGCUACACUUAUGAUCUGACCAGCUCCUUUCAGCGAUCAGAGAGUCAGCGCGGAGCUCUCUGGCAGAGGGCGGACGAGCGCUUCUUCUGGAAUCGGUACAUCAGCACGGGAUUCAUCGAGACCACGGCGUCGGGCAAGACGGAUCUGUCCAAAUUCAUUCUCCCCAUCAUCUUUGGCUUCUUGGAGCUGAAGCAGAUCAACAUCAAGGGCAAUGAUCUCACCUAUGGUCUGAUCGCAAGGCGCUCCAGACACCGAGCAGGGACGAGAUAUUUCUCUCGAGGCAUAGACGCCACGGGCGAAGUCUCCAACUUUAACGAGUCCGAGCAAUUCAUCAUCCUCAAUAAGGGGGGCAAAGAGACUCGAAGCUCGUACGUGCAGACCAGAGGCUCGGUGCCAGUAUUUUGGGCAGAGGUCAACAAUCUGCGAUACAAGCCUGAUCUUUUGAUUAUGGACAAGCACGAGACAGCCGAGGCUACCGCUUUGCAUUUCCAAAAGCAAGUGGCAACCUAUGGAGAAAAUUAUUUGGUCAACCUGGUCAACCAAAAGGGUUAUGAGAAGCCAGUCAAAGACGCUUACGAGAAGGCUGUCGAAGAGCUAGGCAACCCUCGAGUCCACUACACGUACUAUGACUUCCACCAUGAGUGCAAGGGUAUGAAGUUUGAAAAGGUCUUUGGGCUGAUCGAACGGCUCCAAGGCAAGGGACUUCGAGCGGAAGACUACUUCCAAUCAGACGGAGGCCGCACCACGCGCAAACAGUCUGCAGUGGUUCGCACGAACUGCAUGGAUUGCCUGGACCGCACCAACGUUGUUCAGAGCACCCUUGGUCGAUGGGUGUUGAACCAGCAACUGCGCGAAGUCGGCGUAUUGGCCUCGGGAGAAAAGUUCGAGGACCAAAAGGAGUUUUGGCACAUCUUUAGAAAUGUCUGGGCUGAUCAUGCGGAUGUGGUCAGCAAGGCUUACUCGGGGACGGGCGCGCUCAAGACCGACUUUACUCGCACUGGCAAGCGAUCGUGGGAAGGCGCGCUGCAGGAUGGAGUCAACUCUAUGACUCGAUACGUCCGCAACAACUUCUUCGAUGGUAGUCGGCAAGACGCCUACGACUUGUUCACUGGAGCUUGGACGCCGAGAAAAGGCGCCACGGGAGACAAGCGUGCCAUUCUCGUACGCUUGAUGCCGUACAUUUGGCUGCUCUCGGUCGCGAUUUUGGUCGCAGCCUUCUUGGCACCUCGCUCAGACGAUGACGCCACGCGCAACAAGAUCACUGCUGUCGCAGUCAUUGUAGCGUUCACGUCCUUCUACUUCAUCACCGAGCGAGGCUUGGAGUACGUGGCCUGGCCAACCCUCAACAGACCUGAAGAGACCAUGUACUACGAUGGACCUGGCUACUCUUCCGGACGACACGGCAGGGCAGCCAUCUCUGCGCACUACGAGGGGAACAGGAAGGGCCCAAAGUCUACAGCUAGAGAUAUCCUCGCUGAACCAGCCAAGGUCGCUAAAGGAAGAAGGGGCGGAGAGUAUACGCAGUAGGUCUACAAGCGACCAUGCGGGUCCGCGAAUGCGGCACAGCAUGAGAUGGCGCCUACCCGCGACUGCAUUCAUGUCUCGUGAGAUUUGCGCUCUGUACAUAGACAAGGAAUGAAAUGCAUUUCGAAAUGGCAGGCAGUGGUGGGCGUUGCACAUC
This is a messenger RNA of Ceraceosorus guamensis, 2299 nucleotides long. RefSeq names its product putative SAC1-recessive suppressor of secretory defect. The transcript is spliced from 9 exons. Lineage: Eukaryota; Fungi; Basidiomycota; Exobasidiomycetes; Ceraceosorales; Ceraceosoraceae. Gene Ontology annotation, molecular function: phosphatidylinositol-4-phosphate phosphatase activity. Gene Ontology annotation, biological process: phosphatidylinositol dephosphorylation. The record is from RefSeq and is a predicted model, not a curated record. Bases 199 to 2145 code for a protein of 648 amino acids. Gene Ontology annotation, cellular component: endoplasmic reticulum.